Molecule: messenger RNA, 3037 nt
Organism: Neodiprion fabricii
Lineage: Eukaryota; Metazoa; Arthropoda; Insecta; Hymenoptera; Diprionidae
Product: aminopeptidase N-like
Exons: 14
Coding region: 70-2913 (947 amino acids)
Biological process (GO): proteolysis; peptide catabolic process
Cellular component (GO): cytoplasm
Molecular function (GO): peptide binding; metalloaminopeptidase activity; zinc ion binding
Source: RefSeq, a predicted model, not a curated record
GUCUUACUCUGGUAUCAGAGUUCACAGUCGUAGCCAACUUCGUACAUCUCAGGGGCUUCGACGGAAAUAAUGAUGAAGUAUCUGACGCUAAUUUUUGCUGUCAUUACAACUUCCGUAACCUUGGCUUAUGACCCCUCGCCAAAAGAUAACCAAAAAACACACAAGGUUAAAGUUGGGGCCAAUGAGGACUACAGGCUUCCGAACAACACUGUUCCCAUUAAUUACAGCGUGUGGUUAGUUCCUUAUACGGAAGAAAAUUAUUUUGAAGGCAAGGUGGUAAUCGAAGUGACAGUCGUCGCUGAAACUUCCACUAUCGUUCUCCACGCCAACCAGCUUGAAAUUAGCAGCGUGGCAGUAACGUCUGAUCUUAGUGUCCCUGCAAUCAGUACUACAGCUUAUGAUCAAGAUCUGCAGUUUUAUACGUUUACUUUCGCGACGGCUCUUACCCUAGGUAAUUACUCACUGGAUAUAGAGUACACUGGCCAGCUAAGGAAUGAUUCAGUUGGCUUCUACAAAAGUUAUUACAACACCAGCUCCGGAGAGAUAAAGUGGUAUGUGAGUUCAUUUUUUGCGCCUAUUUAUGCUCGACAAGCGUUCCCAUGCUUUGACGAGCCAGCCUUCAAAGCCCAUUUCACCAUCAGCAUUGCCCACUGGCCUGAUCAGGUAGCCAUCUCUAAUGCACUGGAUGAAUACGUCUCUGAGCCCAACUCGACGAUCGGAAAUCGAGUAUGGACCAAGUUCUACACAACGCCUCUUAUGUCUACCUAUCUCGUCGCGUUCAUGGUUUCCGACUUUGAAUAUGUUGCCAACACGGGUGGAUCCUUCAGGAUCUGGUCUCGCCCAGAAGCUGUGGGCACUGCAAGCUACUCGCUAGCUGGCGAAUUGCUUUUGGACAAUCUGAGUACAUUCAUUGGAAUAAACUACAACGAAUCGUUUCCAAAAAUGGACCAGGUUGCACUACCUACCAGCGCUACAACCGCUAUGGAAAAUUGGGGUCUUAUCACAUACAAGGAACGUUGGCUAUUAUGGCAGGACGGUGUAUCCACCACGCGUGACAAACAGAACAUCGAAACCGUUGGGGCCCAUGAGUUUGCUCAUCAAUGGUUCGGUAAUCUAGUUACACCGGAAUGGUGGAGUUACGUUUGGUUGAGUGAAGGAUUUGCCACGUUUUUCGAGUACUACACAGCCGCCCAAGUUAACCCCAGCUGGAGAUUGAUGGAACAAUUCACCGUGGAUAUAUACCAUGCCGCCAUGCUUGCUGAUAGCUCGGACGAUAGUCGUCCAAUCAAUGAAGACGUCUAUAGUCCAGAUGAAGUCAAAUCAGUGUUUGAUGUAAUCAGUUAUUACAAAGGUGGUUCCAUAAUUCGAAUGUUAUUAAACUUUUUGGGAGAGCCUGUAUUCCAAAAAGGCUUACAAACCUACCAAGCAAAUAAUUCGUAUGGUACUGGUACUCCGGAAAAACUGUGGGAUGCUUUGAAGGAAGCCAAUGAUAACUUGGAUGACAGCAUUCUUACUGGACACGUUGAUAUUAAGACGGUUAUGGAUACCUGGACAAAUCAGAAAGGCUAUCCUCUGAUCACCGUCACCAGAAACUAUACUACCGAAACUCAAACAAUUUCCCAGGAACGUUUCCUGCUCAAGGGGCGUGGUUCUUCAAACGACACAACAGAAUACAGGUGGUGGAUACCCCUCAACGUCGCUUGGCAGUCGUCCCCGAGCUUCAAUAACACGAGGGCUACCGCGUGGAUUCGAGCACAAGAUGAAAGUGUUUUCAUGAGUAGCGGUCAGACUAGCGAUUGGGUCAUUUGUAAUUUACAGCAAACAGGUUUUUACCGAGUCAACUACGAUGAACAAAACUGGAACCUGAUUAGCGAGUACCUUCUAACUUCAAAUUUCACGAAUAUAUCCCCGAUAAACCGCGCGCAACUUAUUGAUGAUGCAUUCAAUCUCGCACGUGCCGGAUAUCUCAGCUACAAUAUCGCGCUAUCGCUCACUCGUUACCUGAGACAAGAAACAGACCAUGUUCCUUGGACUGCAGCAUUUAACGCGAUCGCGCACCUUGACAGAAUGCUAGCUCGCUCUACUGUCUACGCGAAUUUCCAGAGUUAUAUAUUCUCUCGAGUAUCUCCUAUCCAUAAUAGUCUCGGGUACACGGUUCAGGAUGGCGAUGAACAUGUAACAAGUUUUCUCAGGGCAAAUUCGCACUCCUGGGCUUGUCGGAUGGGCUGUCCUGGUUGCAAUAGCCAGUCUCAACAACUUGUACAAGACUUUUAUAAUAGCGGAGGGAGUACCUCCAUUGCAGUUGACCUCAGAGCGUGGGCGUAUUGUGAAGGGCUGCGGAUUGCUGAUGCCAAUGUCUGGAACUUCAUGUGGGAGAGGUAUCUAGAGACGAAUGUAGCUGGAGAGCAGGCCUUAAUUCUUUCGGGUUUGGGCUGCAGCCUGGAUGAGAAUAUUUUGCUCAGAUACCUGACAUUCUCCAUUACUGAAAACUCUGGCCUCCGUUCUCAUGAUAGACUUGCUGCUUUUACUUCAGUUUACUCGAACAGCCCAUCCAAUGUAGACGUUGCACUUCAAUUUUUGUUUCACAACAUUGCGAACAUAUCUCUUCACUACGGAGGAUUGAACGUUGUCGGAAAUUUGCUGCAAAAUCUUGCCACUCAUUUAGUGUCAGAGAGUCAGUUGGUCAAUCUCGAGACUCUUAUUUCUGAGUACGGCGAAGAGCUAGGAGAGGCCGCAUCCUCGGCCCAACGUGCAAUAGAAAUCACGAAAGAAAAUAUAAACUGGCUUGACACCUAUGAAGGUGAUAUAACCCAGUGGCUCGACAACGAAUUAAAUUCUGCCGGAAAUUUACCAACUGCCUUUGGCCCGAUAAUUCUGUGUUUUAUAUAUGGGAUUCUCAACCUUGCAGGUUGAUUAUCUUAAGGAGAAAACUGUUGUUAAAUAUAUGCAAUACGAGGUGUGAAUUUUACUCAGGUUGUGAAACGUCAAAUGAUCGUUGUAAUUUUCAAGAAAUAAGUAAGUAAUUCAAAAAAUUCAA